CUUGUCUCUGCGCUUCCUCUCCGCUGGGGGGAGGAGGUGGGAGGACGAGGACGCGAGGGCAGAGAAGAAUGGAAGACAACUGGUGUUCGCAGGGAAAGCUGCGUGUUUGCAAUAUUACAAAAUGCGUUGCGCCACAUAAGAAACUGGACGCCAGACUCUGCAAGGAAGCGUCAGAUUACAAAGUAAUUCACAUACUGAGCGAUCCCUUUAAGGAAGCUGGGGCUGAAGUAGAGCGGCAUGCAGGGAACCAAGCUGCUCUACACACUGACUCUGGUCUCUGGGAUGCUGGAGUGCCUGUGCUUUGCCGGAGCAGUGUUUGGUUAUGCCUCUCUGGUGUUUGUGCUGAAGGAGGACGGCUACUUCAGCCAGGGCUGUGUCAGCAUCCCAGGAACCAACAGCACCCUGAACAGCACAGAUUGUACUAAACAAGAUGUGAACUUCUCUCUGGUCUUCACUUUGGCUGCAUUCCUCAACAGCUUCUCGACUUCAGUGAACGGCUAUAUUUUUGAUCGAUUUGGCACCAUGGCAACUAGAUUGCUGGGAAUAUCUUUGUACACUAUUGGAACCCUCCUUGUGGCCUUUUCUAGUCCAGCUUAUUCAGAGCUGCUCUUUCCUGCUUUGUCCUGCAUCUCCGUGGGGGGGAUUCAGCUCCUUCUAACCAACAUGCAGGUGGGGAAUCUAUUUGCUGCUCACCGCUCGACCGUCAUCACUGUCUACAACGGCGCCUUUGACUCCUCUGCAGCUGUGUUCUUCAUCAUCAAGGUUUUGUUUGAGCAGGGAAUCUCUCUCUUCUCCUCUUUCAUUUUUAUGUCACUCUGCAGCAUCAUUCACCUCAUAAGGACCUUCCUGCUGUUGCCAAGAAGCCACAUCCCGUACCCUCUGACCCCGCGCUACACCUAUGGACUCAGUUGUGAAAAGGUCAGCAUCUGCAAUGUGAAGCAGUUUAUUAAGAGGAGGGGCCGUGAGAUGACAGCUCCACAGGAAUCCACCGCACCACCAGCACCUGAGGCAAAGGCAGAAAACCAAGAAGGUGCAGUGAAUAACAUGAGGAGCUUCCGGAGCUGUGUGCUGUCCAGGUUCUUCCUGUGCCAGCUGGUGUGGUUGGCUGUAAUGGAGCUGCGACACUACCUCUUCAUUGCCACACUAAACCCUACACUGAACCGACUGGCCAACAGUGACCAAGAGCUGGUGAGUCAGUACACCAACGCCUUCGCGCUGACCCAGCUGUGUGGAGUGCUGUGUGCGCCCUGGAACGGACUCAUCAUGGACAGACACAAGGGGAAGCCUCUGGCUCCUGGGGUGAGUGACCGUGAGGCGGACCUGCGCUCCUCCAUCCUCUCUCUGCUCCUGACGUCCCUCAUGUGCCUGAUGUUCUCUGUCUGCGCCUCCAUCCCUGUGCUCCCUCUGCAGUAUUUCACCUUUGUCCUGCAAGUCCUCAAUCGCUCUUUCCUCUAUGGUGGAAAUGCAGCCUUCAUUAGCAUUGCGUUUCCAACCUACCACUUUGGGAAGCUGUAUGGUCUGAUGAUUACCAUGUCUUCUAUCAUCUGUUUGGUGCAAUACCCCUACUUCGCCCUGGUCAAUGGACCUCUAAAGGGAGACCCUUUACUUGUGAACAUUGUGCUGAGUCUCUUCACUCUGCUGGUCUUUAUCCAUCCCAUCUACAUCUUCAUCCACUGCAGGAAACUUGCACGCACCAGGCUAGAGAGCUCCCAGUCUGAGGCCACUGGAGGUUCCAUACUGGCUGAAGCCAAGUUGUAAAAAAAUUAUAAAAAGGUUUCAGUCUUUGUUAAACUCUCCAUAAUUAUUUAAGUCAGCUGAAAUGUCUUUCCAUUUAAAACAGAUUAAAGUUGUAGAUCAAUCUGUGGGAUUUAGAAUGUUGUCACAGGUUUAAGUCUUCAGUCUUAAUGUACAAUAUUGAAAAUAAAACACUGAAUAAGAAGGUGUGUCCAUUAUUUGGACUGGUGGUGCAAAAGCUGAAUUGUUUAGUUUACACCUACAUUACAAAGCUCUGUUGUGUAACGUUAAUGUUGGUUAACGUUUUAAAAUUUGGAAAAUGAAGAUAGAUUAUGAUAAUUUAUCAUAGCUGUGAAUUAUGCACUUUUACUAUAUAUCAAAAACUCCAAAGGAAACACGUGGGAUGAAGGUAACAGUUUAGAAUAUUAAGAUGAAUUACAAAUGUAAGAUAUGACAUUUACUGCUCAUUUUUAUUUCUUCCUGUGGGGACAACUGCCAUCAGAAGUGUCAUGUUUAGAGAUUGUAUGACUCCAUGUGUCCUAUUCUUUUGACCACGAUGCAAGAUGGAGACUUACUUUAAUGUGGCUACAAUAAAAAUGGUAUUCAGGGGGAAAUUAAUGAAAACUACAUCUUUGCUGAUUGUUUGAGAUAAAUCUAGUAAUUUAUUAAUUCUCUCACUUUUUAUUAAUGUCUGUUUUAUUAAUGGCUGUAUUUAGACCAUAGUGCCAACUCAAUCACAACUUGAUGUUGCCAUACAUCCUACUCCUUCAGUCGGGAUAUUGAGAUAACCUCCAGAGGACAGCAAUGAGCUACACUCUGACCACACAAACAGAAACUAAGAAGCAGCUUGCAUAAGUUACACCAGAACCAAACCUCUUAACAGGCAUUUUUCACGGACAAACCUACAGUAGAUGACGAGUCCGAGGCAGCUGUGAGGGACACAUUAUGAUUAGGUCAAGAUGGCAUCACUGUGCAGUCCGUGCACAGGCCGGAGAUGUGUGGUUCAUCAGGAGAUUAUAGACUAAACAUUAUUUCAUGAAGAAUGAGGGACAGAGAUUAGGCGAGCUAAUCUGGAUUAGGAGCAGCACCACUUGGCGAUAACUACCGGACGGCGCUCAUGCUAUAGUAUACAGUAGUGUCACUUCAGCAUGAGGCACAUGGGACAGCAGACUUUUUAAAUAAACUUGAGUCCAGCAGAGACGCGUCUACGCAGCAGGCUGCACUGCUUGCCAAGGAACUGUGCAGCAAGCAACAACGCUCUGGAAAGGAAGCUGGGGCUGAAGUAGAGCGGCAUGCAGGGAACCAAGCUGCUCUACACACUGACUCUGGUCUCUGGGAUGCUGGAGUGCCUGUGCUUUGCCGGAGCAGUGUUUGGUUAUGCCUCUUUGGUGUUUGUGCUGAAGGAGGACGGCUACUUCAGCCGGGGCUGUGUCAGCACCAACAGCACCCUGAACAGCACAGAGUGCAGCGGACAGGAUGAGAGCUUUUCUCUGGUCUUCACCAUUGCCUCGUUUCUUAACAACUUUAUGAGUCUAUUCAACGGCUACCUCUUUGAUCGGUUUGGCACUCUGGUGACCAGGCUUCUGGGAAUAUCUUUGUACACGGGUGGAACUCUUCUUGUGGCCUUCUCUAGUGCAGCUUAUUCAGAGCUGCUCUUUCCUGCCUUGUCCUCCGUCUCUGUGGGGGGGAUUCUGCUCCUUCUAACUAACAUACAGGUGGGGAAUCUAUUUGCUGCUCACCGCUCGACCGUCAUCACUGUCUACAACGGCGCCUUUGACUCCUCUGCAGCUGUGUUCUUCAUCAUCAAGGUUCUGUAUGAACAGGGAAUCUCUCUCCAGUCCUCCUUUGUUUUUCUGUCAAUAUGUAGCGUCAUUCACAUCGUUAGGACCUUCCUGCUGAUGCCACGAAGACACAUCCCCUACCCACUUCCUCAACAAUUCACCUAUGGAGUGAGUUGUGGAAAGGCCAACACUUACAAUGUGGAGACUUUUGAGAAGAUGAGGGAUGGAGAGACGACCUGCUCACAGGACGUCAGUCGGAUAGACAACACACCACCAGUGCCUGAACAACCCAUAGAGACCCAAGAGAUGAGCUUCCAGAGCUGUGUGCUGUCCUGGUUCUUCUUGUGGCACCUGCUCUGGUUGUCCAUAAUGCAGCUGCGACACUACCUCUUCAUUGGCACACUGAACCCUACGCUCAACCGACUGGCCAACAGUGACCCAGACCAGGUGAGUCAGUACACCAACGCCUUCGCGCUGACCCAGCUGUGUGGAGUGCUGUGUGCGCCCUGGAACGGACUCAUCAUGGACAGACACAAGGGGAAGCCUCUGGCUCCUGGGGUGAGUGACCGUGAGGCGGACCUGCGCUCCUCCAUCCUCUCUCUGCUCCUGACGUCCCUCAUGUGCCUGAUGUUCUCUGUCUGCGCCUCCAUCCCUGUGCUCCCUCUGCAGUAUUUCACCUUUGUCCUGCAAGUCCUCAAUCGCUCUUUCCUCUAUGGUGGAAAUGCAGCCUUCAUUAGCAUUGCGUUUCCAGCCUGUCACUUUGGGAAGCUUUACGGCCUGGUGAUGUCUGUGUCUGCUGUCAUCUCUUUGCUGCAGUACCCCUGCUUUGCCCUGGUCAACGGACCCUUAGGGGGAGACCCCUUACUUGUGGACAUUGCACUGACUCUCCUCACUCUGCUGGUCUUUAUCCAUCCCAUCUACGUCUUCAUCUACUGCAGGAAACUUGAACGCACCAGGCUAGACAGCUCCCAGUGUGAGGCCACUGGAGGUUACAUACUGGCUGAAGCCAAGUUAUGAAAUGCUUUUAUCUGUUGCUGUUCAUUUUUAAAUGACCAAAUUUUGUAUCAUUCACCUAUUGUCUCGUUUUGUAAGUGCACUGGUAUUUCUAUUGUUUUUUGUAAAGCCUAAUAAAAUAUUAAAAUGUUA
This is a messenger RNA of Betta splendens (Siamese fighting fish), 4661 nucleotides long. It is a transcript of the gene slc43a3a, whose product is annotated as solute carrier family 43 member 3a. The transcript is spliced from 27 exons. Gene Ontology annotation, molecular function: transmembrane transporter activity. NCBI's taxonomy places the organism in Eukaryota, Metazoa, Chordata, Actinopteri, Anabantiformes, Osphronemidae. The record is from RefSeq and is a predicted model, not a curated record. Bases 238 to 1758 code for a protein of 506 amino acids. Gene Ontology annotation, biological process: transmembrane transport.